Messenger RNA from Fusarium keratoplasticum, 690 nucleotides. RefSeq lists its product as uncharacterized. Gene Ontology annotation, cellular component: cytoplasm; nucleus. Gene Ontology annotation, biological process: proteasome regulatory particle assembly. The transcript is spliced from 4 exons. Gene Ontology annotation, molecular function: protein binding. Bases 1 to 690 code for a protein of 229 amino acids. The record is from RefSeq and is a predicted model, not a curated record. NCBI's taxonomy places the organism in Eukaryota, Fungi, Ascomycota, Sordariomycetes, Hypocreales, Nectriaceae.
AUGAAUACUCUACACGCCCCGACUGUGCCCUCUGGUGAGACCAGCGCUUCUAUUACCAACGGCGAUGCGGGGCAUCUGAGCUUCGCCGAGUUAGAGCGAAAGAAAGAUGAUAUUGAGGCCGAACUCAAGGCACUCGGCGGAGUGCUUGACUCGCAUGGCGUGGACAUGAACACACCUCUCUUGACCAGAGAUGGAUUCCCUCGUGCAGACCUUGAUGUUGCUCAGAUUCGAACCACAAGGGCCAGAAUAAUCCGUUUGAGGAAUGAUUACACGGCACUCAUGACCCGGAUUGAAAAGUUCCUGCAUGAGCAUUUUGCCAGCCUCGAUGAAAACGAUGCCGAGCCAGCGCCGAGCUCUGGUACAACCCAACCCGUUUUGCCAGACUCUUAUUCUGCACCCUUGGAUCCUCCGUUCGCCAAAGUCAAUACCGUCGCCGCGGGAAGUCCGGCAGAGAGCGCUGGUCUGAAGCCCGGUGACGAGAUCCGUAACUUUGGCUACGUUAAUCGGGCCAAUCAUGACAACCUCAAGAAGGUAGCAGAGUGUGUACAAGGAAAUGAAGGGAGCAACAUCUUUAUCAAGGUAUCCCGCUCAACAGGCGUGGCAGAGCAGCAAGAGCUACGCUUGACUCUCACCCCUAGAAAGGAUUGGGGUGGUCGAGGAAUGUUGGGCUGUCAUAUUCUGCCUCUGUAG